UAAAAAAAAUUGAUUAAUUAAUUAUGAUUAUUUGCACCCGCCAGAAUUGUAAAAUGUCAAACAAACAAAAUUUAGAAUUAAAUUCAUAACAGCUUUUUUCUAGUUCUUAAUUAAAAUCAAUGUGUGCAACGUGUACAAUACCUUUUCAACUGUCAACGACAACGCUUCAUCAACAAAGUUUUUGUUUGGUUUCUUUGCUUCAGUGUGGCAUUUAAAAAGUUGUAUGAUAUAUUAAAACAUGGGUCGGUUGUUUGAAAGUGUAAACGGUACUCCGCUGUCAUUUUACUUGGCAGAUCUACCUACCAACCAUUUCGAAAAGUAUACAUUCUUGAUAGAGGCCCAUGGAGGAAUAGUGGAGCCAAUAGCAAAAGAGAAUGUCUUAACGUUCACACUUCAAUCUCGCGCAUACAAUUUCAAAUUUGUAUUUGAUGUAAAAUUUAUUGAAGAUUGUGUGGAUCAUAAAAGAAUUCUGGAUAUUAACAAGUAUUAUGUAGGAGACUCCAGAUUACAGUCAAGUUGUCUAUGUCAAUUUUCCAAAACAUUUUGUGGAUCAACAUCAUGUCUAUUGAAUCGAAGAAAAGCUUCAAAGUUUCCUGAAUCACAAAAGGAAACUUCCAAAAGAGCUCGUGACAUUUCUGAAGUGCGUUUAGGAAAAAAGAUAACUAAAAAUGUAGUAGAAAGUUCAUCAGAACGUUUUGAUCGGCAUUGUAAUAUAAAUGAUGACACAGAAUUAAAUGAAAUUGAUACAAUCGAAAUUGUCAAAUCUCGUCUUCCGGAUUCUUCCGAGGACGCCGAACAUAUUACGGAAGCUGCCAACAAUAAUAAAGAUAAUUUUCCACCAGUACCAAGAAAUUUUAAAGUUUUGGGAAGCAUAAUAACUCCAGAAAUAAUGCAAUGGAUAAAAGAAUUGAACGAGAAAAGACCCAAAGAUGAACUUGGAUAUCCGAAGAAGUUGUCUCACACCUACAUUGCCUGGGAAUCUCGUAACUUGAUUGACUUUGUGAAGAAAACGAAUACUUUUGAUAUGGUUUUCAGCGAAAGUUAUUGGUACGACGUAACACAACUAAAAUUACUCCCAAAAGACAGAACCUCCAAGUCGAUGUACACUCAUUUUAAUUUUAAAGUUUUGGAAAAAAUAGAGGAGUUUCCAUUGGACCCAGAAUUAAAAAGCGAAUUUGUAAGAAUUCGGGAAUCGCAUAAAGCAGAAAUGAAAAAGAAAAACAAAGGCCAGAAAAGUAAGAUAUUAUUCACCAAGGGUAAAACAAAGCAUCUGAGAAAUUAAUAUUGGAAUUAUUACAUAUUUUCUUACAUAGUUUUACAGAAUUAAAAAGAUUUUAUUUAUAUUUUUAUUCGGCAACAUUUAGUAUUCGAAAAUGAAGUGGAUUAAUUAUGAAAUUUCUAAAAUAAGGAUUGAAACAAACUUAUGAAUAAGUUUAUCUUAAAUUUGAUUAUUUUCGAUAAUUCUCUAAUAAAUUUAAUAAAGUC
Molecule: messenger RNA, 1485 nt
Organism: Belonocnema kinseyi
Lineage: Eukaryota; Metazoa; Arthropoda; Insecta; Hymenoptera; Cynipidae
Exons: 8
Coding region: 239-1282 (347 amino acids)
Source: RefSeq, a predicted model, not a curated record